Molecule: messenger RNA, 1894 nt
Organism: Astrephomene gubernaculifera
Lineage: Eukaryota; Viridiplantae; Chlorophyta; Chlorophyceae; Chlamydomonadales; Astrephomenaceae
Source: the annotation of a GenBank genome assembly
GGCUUGUAAUCUUUAUGAGCCAUUUAUAUAUGAAUGCUCAGUGGGAUUUGAGGACAAUAAGCCCUUCAAGGUUACGUCCUAAUCUGUUGCCGGUUUUCCCAGGCGAGGCGACUUACCUACCUUACGAGCCUGAUCCUAGGCGAUAGGGACUUCCACGGCUUGCUUCAUUCAAACCUGUACAAAGAUGGCUACAGGAAUUUCGCUAUCCAGGAGCCCAGGGCCAGUGUGGGAUAACCUCCCGGACGAAAUCCUCCAUGAUCUUCGGCCACCGGGCUGACGUGGGCAGCGUGUGGGAGGAGGACGACCCGCUGCGCCUUACCCAGCUGCCGUACCGCCCCGCCGACCCGGAGUUGCUUCCGCCGGCGAGGCUGCACGGCUGCCCCUUCCCGGCGCAGGUGUGCGGAAGGUGGAGGCGGCUGCUGGACGCGGACAUGGCGCAGCGCCUGGUGUGGCGGCACCUCCAUCCACACACCCCUGCGCUGGAGCAAUGCGCGGCCCAGCCUGGCGGACUACCACGCGGCCUUCCAUAGCACCUCCCUCAGCGCUAGCAAGACCUGCGAGGACCGGGGCUUGGAGGUUGGAGCUGCGCGACCACCGCCUGCUGCCCUGCCUGCCGCCCUGGCUGCCCCGCCUACCGCGCCUGCGUCAUCCGGACCUCAGCGGCUGUAACGAGCUGGAGGGCGGAGGGCCGGAAGGGGUCGGCGGGGGGCUGGAGGAUCUGGCGGUGGGGACGGGGCUUCGUGUGCUGGUGCUGCAGCGCCUGUCUCUGGAUCGCAUGCUCCCCACCCCCGACGAGAUCUCUUACGCCGCCCACAUGGGCCGCCAGCCCGCCCGGCGCUGCCUGCCGGACCUCACGCUGGGCCCCAGCCUGCGCUUGCUGUCGCUGGCUGCCAACUGCUUCAGCCAGCUGCCCGGCUGGUUGGGCGCGCUGAGCAGUCUGGAGCACAUGGACGUGCCGCGUGAGCAGCAUGGGCGGAGUACCGUAUAUAGACUGGAGGACGGGGCGGGUGGGGGAAGGGAGGAGAGAUGCUGUUACGACAGCAACGAGUUGCACAUCCGUUCCCCGCUCACCUCCCUCGCCGCCCUCCCCCAUCUACGCCUGCGCGUACAUGUCGCCCGACGAGCCAGCCGGCUACUGGUGCGAGGCCAAAUGCACCAUCAUGCAGCACCUCACCCGCCUGGUUCGGGCGCUGAAGCGGAGACGCCACCUGCAGCCGCGACUGCUGUCGGACGUGUAGCGGGCCGCGGGCUGGCUUGCGGGGCUGGAUAGAUUGAACCCAGUGGGUAAUUGCCGUCCACAGUCAGUGGUGCAGGGGGAUGGAGACGGCUAACUGGCUUAUCCGAUGGGGAAUCGGGAGGCGGUGUUGUGCAGGUAGGCCAAGGCAGGGUGUUAAGUUAUUUGGGAAGUUUGCAGGAGAAGAGUGCAUAGAGUUGAUGGUGUGGUACUGGUAGUACUUGCUGCAGCAAUGGAAAGGGCAGUGAUGUGUAGGAGCAAGAGUGUUGACUAUAGACGGUUGCUGUUGAUGGGUGUGUGUUGUCUGUACGGCUGCUACACAUGCACAAGUAUGGAUUCUUCUUCUUCCAGUAUGCGACGUGAAGCAGCUGCAUUGCUCGAGGGAGGCCGCAAAGGUACUGUUGUCACAGAUAGAGUGCAAGGCAAGACAUGGUGUUGCUGCAAUAGGCUCCUUCAUUUAGGCGUGUUUCCUUCCUUGAAGCUAGGGUUGUGAGGGUAACUGCAAGAUGUUGACGUGAGGGUAACUGCAUCGAGCACACUUGGUGCAUGUGAUACAGAUUGUUCAUGAGUGUAGCUGUUUGAGAGGUGUGCAUGCGUGUUGCUACUUGAAGGAAAGCAACUUCGGUGACGACCGACGUUUCAGUGAUAUGUAAAACCAAC